Acaulospora colombiana is the source of this 527-nucleotide messenger RNA. NCBI's taxonomy places the organism in Eukaryota, Fungi, Glomeromycota, Glomeromycetes, Diversisporales, Acaulosporaceae. The record is from the annotation of a GenBank genome assembly.
AAAGGCCUCUCGAGGAGUGAAAGAACGCAGCGUGAACUCUUAUUUGGUGCAAAUCUAAUCGACAUCAAAGGAAAAUCUAUUCAGAGACUACUUGUGGAGGAGAACAUCGCGAGGAUGCGAGAAAUGGCACGUUAUUCCUGUUCCGUCAAGCUCAUAAGCAGAGAUUCCACUUCGGUCGUCGAUUCGGACAUACUGGUGCCCGGCGAUAUCAUUAACCUCUCUGAUCCGAUCAUGUCCACCUUUCCCUGUGAUGUUCUGUUAUUGGUCGGCGAUGCGAUCGUGAAUGAGAGCAUGUUGACUGGUGAAAGUGUGCCCAUCAGCAAGAGUCCAGUCAAGAGUGAAGAUCUAAUGAAAUGGCGGCAAACUGGGGAGGUCACUUCGGAAAUCGCUAAAAGUAUGCUUUACGCUGGAACCAAGGUUGUUCGAAUUAGAGGCCCUGCCCAAACCAGCGCCAAAACGCCUGCCUUAGGCUAUGUCGUCCGUACAGGGUUCAAUACCACCAAAGGGGCCCUUGUCCGAUCCAUGUU